Camelus dromedarius (Arabian camel) is the source of this 474-nucleotide messenger RNA. RefSeq names its product late histone H2B.L4-like. The record is from RefSeq and is a predicted model, not a curated record. Gene Ontology annotation, cellular component: nucleosome. Lineage: Eukaryota; Metazoa; Chordata; Mammalia; Artiodactyla; Camelidae. The transcript has a single exon. Bases 1 to 474 code for a protein of 157 amino acids. Gene Ontology annotation, molecular function: protein heterodimerization activity; DNA binding; structural constituent of chromatin.
AUGGCUGAGCCGCGGUCCGCCCACACUUCGGAGGAGAUCGUGGACACCGAGGAGCGCAAAGAAUCCGAGUCCAAGAGCCCCCAGCAGAAGAUGCCGAAGCAGAAGGCGCCGAAGCAGAAGGCGCCGAAGCAAAAGACGCCGAAGCAGAAGACACCCGUGCGCCGCCAACGCCACCGCCGCCGCCCAGCAGACGACUUCGCCAGUUUCGCCACUUACUUCCGCAGGGUGCUGAAGCGGGUGCACACAGGCCUGAGCCUCUCGCAGGAGGCCGUGAGCGUCAUGGAUUCGUUCGUUAAGGACAUCUUCGAGCGCAUCGCCAGCGAGGCCGCGCGCCUGGCCCGCUCUAACAAGAGCCUCACCAUCACCUCCAGGGAGAUCCAUACAUCAGUGUGCCUGCUGCUGCCCGGGGAGAUCGGCGAGUACGCCAUAUCCGAGGGCACCAAGGCUGUCAUCAGGUACACCAUGUGCGAAUGA